Molecule: messenger RNA, 3975 nt
Organism: Amoebophrya sp. A25
Lineage: Eukaryota; Dinophyceae; Syndiniales; Amoebophryaceae
Source: the annotation of a GenBank genome assembly
AGCGGCGCCAGGUUUCCUCGGCUUUCAAAUAGCGAACGUUUUUUGCCACUACCCGAUCCCGCUUUUUCUGUUGAAAUUCUCAAAUGAUAAUAUGCGGCACUCCUACCGACCCCUAAAGGUAGGCGUAUGCUCUUUGUACGGUGGAAGUAUGUGACGAUUAAAAGAGGUGUACCUGAGACUGUGGCAAGGCAAGUAUAAAUAUUGUAAGUUUGGAAGGGUUCUUCUUGUACUUGUUCCUUGUUCUUCUUUCUUGUAUCAGAAUACAUUGAGGUUGAGUUGUAUGAAUUUCUGUUACAAUUGGACAAGACAUAACAUACUAAUACUUACGCACCCGAUAGUAAUAAAUUUCUUUUGAUUGCAAAGUUAUUGGGCAAGGCUUUACUUACGCACCCGAUCGUAAUAAAUUUCUUUUGAUUGCAAAAAACUCUGUGGUGCGGGCAUCCACGGUCGGCGACUUAUCGCUUGACGUGAGGACCAGACGCCACAUCGCUGCUGCUUGGGCGAGGUGUUGCAUCCAUACAGUCGCUCGCGCGGGGAUUGUGUUUUCCAUCUGCGUUGCGCCUUCGUUCCAUCGACGACUGAUCCUACAUGAUGGUGUUGGGUUCUACUCCUUUAGCACCUUAAACGAGGUAGUCUGUCGCCCAAGAAAAAAUGCCGCCUCGAAUAUUAGCUGUGUCGCCGGUGCUCCCUGGUCCGCCACCCUUCGGGCCUUUGCCUCCGCGACCGCCAGGGACGUUCGACCGCAGGGAGGGCGAGGACCAGACUUCGACGGCCCUGGCGCCAACGACACCAACAGAGCAGCGUCCGCCGGGCGCAGAGCGCACUGGCCGUCGACGCGGAGCAGCUGGUUUUUCACCGACUGUGGAACAGCUCGAAGUCAUAGUGUUGCGGUGCUGCAUCGCCGGUUUUUUCUGGCUCUUUCCAACUGCGCUCAUCUGCCUCCGCGCAUGGCAAGUCCGCGGCGAGCUGCACGACCUACCAUUAAUCCUUUGGGCAGCCGUGGCCUAUGCGAUUGGCGUCUUCAGCAUCGGCAUCUUGUCGUUGCUGGUGUUGCGGCGACUUGCGGUGAGCGGACCAGCAUGCUUUCGUCGGAAGAUGCCGCUUCUUGUCCCUAUGGCAUGGCUAGCGAACCCGCUGUCGGUGUUGGGCUUUGGAGUUGUCAUAGACAACCAGGCUGUGAAAGAGUUGUGUUGCAUGCCACUAGCCAUGCUGCUAGUCAUUGCUUGCUCGAAUCGCAAACUCUUCGAUUGUGCGAGACGGUACUUUAUCGCAUGUCAAUCGCGGAUCGACAUGAGAAUGAAUGUAGUCGUAUUUCGACUACACCUAUUAAGUGUGUAGCUUGUUACUUCGCAGUAUCUAUGCAAUCAAUUUUGAUGGUCGUGUAUUGAAUCUCUCCUACAUCCAGGUACCGCUUGCGCCCCACAGCAGCGGGACUACAGAGUGAAGCCGGUCUCUGCUUUCUGACUCGUUUUCUCUUCCUGCUGUUCCCUCUGCUGAUUCUGAAUUUGCAGAUUUCCUUGUACGGCGCCGCGGCCGAUGCGCCUCACGACUGGUUCGUGCUAGAAAAGCUGAGCGGAUUGGGUCUUUUCCUAAGCUCCCUCAUUUUGAGCAAGUUUGUCGCCAUGAUUUUCACCGUCGGGAGUGGUGGAGAGCAGCCCUGUAGUGUUUUCAGAGCUGGACGAAUUGCGUUUUUCGUCAUCCUGCUCUCUGCGGAUUGGAUCUGCCUUUCGGUUCUCGUAAAACGGCAAGACCAGCAUGAUCAUGGGGACGAUGAUGAUCUGGAGGACCUCUAUGCGAAGUUGCGGCUCACGCUGGUUCUCCUCUCCUACUUGAUGGGAUGCAACUUGCUCCUCUUGUCAACCACGCCAACGGGACGUCGAUUUGUGAAGCUGCUAGCCGACGCCAUCGCGAUGCGUGGCCGUGCGCGCGGCUGGGCGCCAGGCUUCAUGCCACAGGCGGAGGAUCGGCCCGAUCCUAACACGCAGUUUUUACUGGCUCCGGAGCCCUUUAGCCGAGACUUGCACACUCUUGAUGCGCGCCGAAAAAAGAAGCUUGCGGAUCAGAAAAAAGUAAAAAGCGAGAGUGACGAGGAUUCGGAGAAGACGGCUGAUGCGCAAACCCGCACCGAGCACGCGGAGGGUACAUUAGAAGGUAGUGAAUCUCCAGGUCCAGCCACUGAUCAGGCGUCCAUGGCUGGCGCCCACUUGCGAAAUCGAGAAGCCGUCGAGCAAGAGUUGGAGAAUCCACUAGAUCAUGCUGGUCGUACUAGAAGCGAAGAGAUUGCAUCUGGGGGGAAGAGCUUGGCAGGAGACGAGCACGGGGUAAGGGAUACGUUUCCUCAUUGUACCUCAUUAGAAACAAGUCCUUUGUGUUUUAGAGAAAAUCAAAAUUCGAUGAUUGAUGGUUGGUGUGUCGCACUUUGUACAAGCUAAUUAGCUGAUUUGCUUUUUUUACAGGUUACAGAAGCCGAGCCGAGUAGCAGCAGCGACGCGCGUGCGCUUCAAGGAGGUUGCACCUCGCCAAUAGGGGACGAUGACGCAUCUGAUGUUGCGAGCACUGCUGCGCCUCCCUCUGAUGUGUCAUCCUUUGCCGCCUCCUCCGCACCCUCCACCUUGCGCAGGCACAUAGCGCUGGAUGUGCCCCUUCCAGCGGAGCAAGACCUUCAUUCGGGAACUGCUUCAUCGUCGUCUUCAAGAGAUCCGCGUUUUUUGCCGAGGUCACAAGGUGGUGAUCGAGCAAUGAUGGGCACGCAAGGAAGCGGAGAUGGAACACAACCACCCAACGGACUGCCUUCAUCUAGUAGUAGUCGUAGUAUGCUUGACAUGCUCACCGCGAGCUUCGAGCGAGCGUUCGCGCCAGUGCUCGAACGCGAGCCUGGUGGGCGUAGAUCUGGUCGAAGGCAGCGCGAAAUCGUCACGAGGAACUUAGGAGACGCAUCCGCAUCUAGCGCCUUAUCUCUACUCAGUACAGGAAGCAAUUCCAGUUCGAAGAAAGAACCGCUGCUGGCCUCGGACGCACACAGCUCCAGCAGCGGGAGCGCGCCUUGCUGUACAAUUUGCCUGACGGAGUUCGAAGACGGCGAAAUGAUUCGGACCAUGCCGGAGUGUGAUCGUACUUUUAACUACUAUGUCUAUUUUUUAGCGGAUUUGACUGACUCGUUUGAAUCUCGUUGGAUUUUCUAUCAGAAAAAUGAGCAUUGCGUAUGAUUACAUCCGCGUUUCUUUCCCACUGUCUUCAGAUAUCUUCCACGCGGGUUGUCUAGAGCGUUGGGCGCGCAGUCAAGGCAGCACCUGCCUUUGUCCUAUGUGCCGACGGACAGCCUAUACCGAUACAGGACAAGCGAGUGAUUGUCUAGCUUACAUAGAGGCCCAGGAAGUGCGUGAAGCGGCGAGUUUUGAGGACAAUCAGGGGCUUAUUUCGCGAGCACGUCCACUGGCGCAGAGUCUAAACGUCGACAUUCUGAUAGCAGCGCUGACAGUACGUAUAUUAGACAACGAUCUGCAGAGUUCGGCACACGUUCUAUUGGAGCACAAGUCUCUGCUUGACCGUCUACAGCGCGGAAGGGCGAAAGUGAGGCCAAAUACGAGAGAGGUACAACUAUAGUUAUACUAUAUAAUUAUAGAUCCGACUUUCUGGCAGUAGCACAAAUUUAUUUACCACCAUGUCGACAAUUUUCAACUUUUUCGCCUGUUUGGAAACUGCCGUAUAAAUCUAAUAAAGCAGAUGGCCACUCCAAACAUACAAGUGCUUCCACUGAUGUUUCAGGUAUUUCACUCGUGGGCAGACGGCAUAAUAGAAAAGGACGGGUGCUUGGACCAGACCGUGCAGCGAGGGUUGAUGCUGCAGUUGCAAAGCAUCGAAUGGGACGAGGAGUUGUCGAGAAUACUUUGGGCUGACUUGUCCGAUCCCCAAAAAACACGUGUCUACAGUCUCAUGAUAGGCGAUACCAUAGACCGGCUAAACGGUGAAGCGUAA